Molecule: messenger RNA, 1777 nt
Organism: Daldinia vernicosa
Lineage: Eukaryota; Fungi; Ascomycota; Sordariomycetes; Xylariales; Hypoxylaceae
Product: heme peroxidase
Exons: 2
Coding region: 296-1384 (362 amino acids)
Biological process (GO): cellular response to oxidative stress; hydrogen peroxide catabolic process; response to reactive oxygen species
Molecular function (GO): heme binding; peroxidase activity
Source: RefSeq, a predicted model, not a curated record
GCUGCUUUUCCCAACGACGGGGACCUGCCGUCCUCGGAUUUCUUUUCCUGUAAGCCUUUACAUACAUAUGUAGAAUUGGCAUCUUCCCUCACCGUCCCUCCUUCAUCGUUAUAUACUAUCGUUAUAUAUUAGUUAGCUUAACUCUCUCUUGCUUUUUUCGUUUACUCUCCUCCCCCCCGGUUGAGCUCAAUUGCAUUCCUCUGCUGUGCACUAGGAAAGACCAAAGUAAGACAUCCAUCAUAUCACCCCGCCAAUAUCGGAUAUUUCCUUGUAUUUCUAACCCACGACGUUGUAGAUGUCGGCCGCAACUGUGUCCCGCCAGAUGGCCCGCGCGGCCCUGCGCACCUCCGCUAGGAACACAUUCGCUACGUCUUCUCGGCAAGCAUUCCGACAACACGGCCGACGAUUCUACUCGUCGGAGCCUCCCAAGACCUCUGGCUCAUCUAGCUCAUCGAGCCUGAUCUACCUGGGGGCAGGUGCCGUCGUUGCGGGUGGUGCCGGCUACUACUUCUACACCUCAAACAACUCGGGUAGCACCAAGGUGUUCUCGGCCACCAAGGACGACUACCAGAAGGUGUACAACGAGAUCGCUAACCGCCUUGAGGAGAACGAUGAGUACGACGAUGGCAGCUACGGCCCCGUCCUCGUUCGUCUCGCGUGGCACGCCAGCGGUACCUACGAUAAGGAGACGGGUACCGGUGGCAGCAACGGUGCUACCAUGCGAUUCUCCCCUGAGGGUGAUCACGGCGCAAACGCUGGCUUGAAGCACGCUCGGGACUUCCUUGAGCCUGUGAAGGCCAAGUUUCCCUGGAUCAGUUACUCUGAUCUCUGGAUCAUCGGCGGUAUUGCUGCCAUCCAGGAGAUGCAAGGCCCCGUCAUCCCGUUCCGACCCGGCCGUCAGGACGGAGAUGCCGCAGCCUGUACUCCUGACGGACGUCUUCCCGACGGUGCCAAGGGAACCCCUCAUCUCCGUGACAUCUUCUACCGCAUGGGUUUCAACGACCAAGAGAUCGUCGCCCUUGCCGGUGCUCACGCCCUCGGUCGUUGCCACACCGACCGAAGUGGGUACGACGGACCGUGGACCUUCUCUCCCACCGUCCUGACCAACGACUAUUACCGCCUACUCCUAGAGGAGAAGUGGCAGCUGCGCAAGUGGGAUGGCCCCAAGCAGUACGAGGAUGUCAAGACCAAGUCGCUCAUGAUGCUGCCGGCAGACUACGCCCUUAUCCAGGACAAGGCAACGAAGCCUUGGGUAGAGAAGUACGCCAAGGACAAUGACCUCUUCUUUAAGGAUUUCGCUGCUGCCGUUACCAAGCUCUUUGAGCUGGGUGUGCCUUUCAAGCAGGACACCGAGAAGAUCACCUUCAAGCCUGUUAAUGCUUAAAUUUAAUGAGAUACCAUAUGAUAGAGUUAGAGGGGGCGCAUUAGAAAAGAUGUAAAAGAGGAAGGCAAGGCAAGGCUAGAGUUAGACCUAGACCUAGACCGAGAACUUUAGAGAGACCUAGAAGCGACGUCGCGUCGUGACUGUCGAUGGGAGAACUGACGAGACGUGUUAGAGUGGGACACCUGCCCUCGAGCAGGGCUUGAUUGAGCUAUACUGUUUCCAUUAGCCUAUAUAGUUGCGUAUUCGAUCUUGUUUAAUCGAAGCUUAAGAUCUAUAUAUCAACGAAGUUGUUCCCAUUUCUAUAUUCGUUCAUGUGUUAGGUAUUGUACGUACGUCGUGCUUGUUUGCUUACCUAGGUACCUAGGUAUGUACUAUGUGACGGGGUAAAGCUGG